Phacochoerus africanus (Common warthog) is the source of this 1009-nucleotide messenger RNA. It is a transcript of the gene NDUFS8, whose product is annotated as NADH:ubiquinone oxidoreductase core subunit S8. Gene Ontology annotation, biological process: mitochondrial respiratory chain complex I assembly; mitochondrial electron transport, NADH to ubiquinone. Gene Ontology annotation, molecular function: 4 iron, 4 sulfur cluster binding; NADH dehydrogenase activity. The transcript is spliced from 7 exons. Gene Ontology annotation, cellular component: membrane. Bases 312 to 950 code for a protein of 212 amino acids. The record is from RefSeq and is a predicted model, not a curated record. NCBI's taxonomy places the organism in Eukaryota, Metazoa, Chordata, Mammalia, Artiodactyla, Suidae.
CCUUGUAGAGGUCACAGGUCACGGGAGGGGCACUUUUGAGCUCAGGCUAAGUGCCAGGCUCGGGGCUAAACCCUUGGCAUCGUCGAGCUCCCGUUUCACAGACGAGAAAACCCAAGGUCACUGCAGGCUGGGAGACAGUUCCAGAAGGGCCUGGAUGCUGGGGAAAGGACUUGACUUGAUCUGGAGGGUUAUUUGAGCCUUUAAAGGGUUCCAGCAGGGGAGGCCUGGAGGUGUGAAGGGAGGGGUCUGUCUGGGCUCACAUCCUGGCCUCACCUCCUUAGGUGUGACUGUGGGCAGGUCACUUCACACAGAUGCGCUGCCUGAGCACGCCCAUGCUGCUGCGGGCCCUGGCCCAGGCCCAGGCUGCACAUGCAGGACAUCCCAGCGCCCGGAUCCUCCACAGCAGCGCGGUCGCAGCCACCUACAAGUAUGUGAACAUGCGUGAGCCCUCGAUGGACAUGAAGUCGGUGACUGACCGGGCAGCCCAGACCCUGCUGUGGACCGAGCUUGUCCGAGGCCUGGGCAUGACCCUGAGCUACUUGUUCCGGGAGCCGGCCACCAUCAACUACCCAUUUGAGAAGGGCCCGCUGAGCCCGCGCUUCCGCGGGGAGCACGCGCUGCGCCGAUACCCAUCCGGGGAGGAGCGCUGCAUCGCCUGCAAGCUUUGCGAGGCCGUCUGCCCUGCCCAGGCCAUCACCAUCGAGGCCGAACCGAGGGCCGACGGCAGCCGCCGGACCACACGCUAUGACAUCGACAUGACCAAGUGCAUCUACUGCGGCUUCUGCCAGGAGGCCUGCCCCGUGGACGCCAUCGUCGAGGGCCCCAACUUCGAGUUCUCCACGGAGACGCACGAAGAGCUGCUGUACAACAAGGAGAAGCUUCUUAACAACGGGGACAAGUGGGAGGCCGAGAUCGCCGCCAACAUCCAGGCCGAUUACCUCUACCGGUGACUUGCCCGCCCGGCGGGCCCGCAGCCCCUCGUGCCCAAUAAAAAAGCUCUGACCUGGGA